AUGUCUGUCAAAAUCGACGUUAAAAGAGUAGGAACCUUCACCAAGUUGGCAGAUAAGUUGGUCUCUAAUACUGACUCAAAUGAAAAAUAUCAGUGUUUCAGAACAGCAGUCCCAGGUGGCCAAGCUCCGCGUCUCAACGAAGACCCUAGCUUGUAUGGAAGAUUGCAAGAAGAAAUGGAUUUGACACUAGGAUGUGAAAACUACAAAGACGACGGACACGGUGAUAGAUAUUGUUCAUUUUUCGAUUAUAUCAAAAAAACGACUGAAAAGGGAUCUUCGAUGAAAGAAGCGAUUGGCGCAGAUUUUGUGUCGAAUCGAAGAAAUCUCAUUGUAAUCGCACAGUCUGCAUAUAAAAUCGAACCAAUGGAAAUUCAAGCAUUUCGCCAGAAUGGAGUAAUUUUUCUGUGUGAUAAAGCCGAAGAUUUGUCAGUGCUAAUAAAAAAAAUGGGUUUUAGUUCAUUUAAUUUCAGAGAAGAAGAAGUUUCAUGGCCACAAGGUCACAAAUUCGAGAGAUAUCUUACAUUGAAUGAAGAAGGCAAGCCACAUGACAAGUACGAAGAGUUGCACACCGAGGAACGCUUCAAGCUAGUCUUGCGAACCACUUUGAAAACAACUGCUAAACCGCCUAUCAAAGUGUUUUAUGCAGCUGAAAUUGAUGCUGUUGAUAGCAAAGGAGAGUAUGUUGAGAUAAAAACAACUGGACUGCGUCACGAUAUGUGGCUCGAGAGAAACAGUCUAAAGAACUAUCUUCAAUCAGCGCUUGCAAAUAUUUCAUACAUUAUUUAUGGUAAAAAGGCGAGAGGAAGAUGGAAUCACAUUUACAGAGUCGACAAAGUGUUCACUGAGACAAUUCCAAGUGAUCGUGUCAACUGGAAGAAAGAUGUGUGCUUCGAGCAACUUUUCAAUGUUCUCGACAAGAUCAAAUCGAAGCUUGAAUACGAUGACGAGGCUCUCGUGUUGAAAAAGACCGAAGAAGGAUUGUUCUUCGAGCCUGAAUGCUCCAAAAAUUGUAUUUUCAUGGAUUCAGACUUUCUGGAACACUUUGCAUAA
Caenorhabditis briggsae is the source of this 1050-nucleotide messenger RNA. Gene Ontology annotation, cellular component: nucleus; cytosol. The record is from RefSeq and is a predicted model, not a curated record. Gene Ontology annotation, biological process: nuclear-transcribed mRNA catabolic process; NAD-cap decapping. The coding region runs from base 1 to 1050 and encodes 349 amino acids. The transcript has 3 exons. Lineage: Eukaryota; Metazoa; Nematoda; Chromadorea; Rhabditida; Rhabditidae. Gene Ontology annotation, molecular function: mRNA 5'-diphosphatase activity.